Molecule: messenger RNA, 2691 nt
Organism: Daldinia childiae
Lineage: Eukaryota; Fungi; Ascomycota; Sordariomycetes; Xylariales; Hypoxylaceae
Product: Ankyrin-1
Exons: 6
Coding region: 1-2691 (896 amino acids)
Cellular component (GO): cytoplasm; nucleus
Molecular function (GO): protein binding
Source: RefSeq, a predicted model, not a curated record
AUGGGCCCCUCCAUCGAAUCGGUAGUUGGCCUGUGCCACAAGGCCACGGUCCUUGGCAACAAGAUAUCCAUCCACAUGCUCGAGUAUGUAGGAACCGUCGAGAAGCAUGGUCAUCAGUUCGACGAGCUAGCACAUGAUUUCCUAGAGACAUGCCGGAUAAUGUGGUCGCUCGAGGCUGGCUUGGCUGAAUGUUCUAGGAGCAAUCAGAGGUUCCCGCCCGAGAUGAUUACGGAACUCGACAAGAAAUUCAGAGCUGCCAAUAACGACUUCCAAGUUCUCGAUCAUAUGCUAGGUCGGCUUCUAGAGUACGAGAAGAAGGGUACUAUGGGAAAGAUCCAAAAAGGAUGGCGCAAGAUGUUCGCCGAUAACGACGUCGAAAAAAUGAAAGACAACCUCUCCAAGACUCGCGAGGCCUUGAGGAUGAGCGCUCUCGUCUUCCAAUGGUCCCUCGGGGAUGCUAAGAUAGAUGAGUCUGUUGGGAUUGGAUACACAGGUCUUGCUGCCGCUCUAGAACGCAUGACCAGGAAUAAGAGUGCGGGGAGCAUUACAAGAAUAAAGACUCACAGCAAUAGCACCAUUGUUAGUCACCAAGUAGACGAAGUUCCACCUAUCUGGCCGCUCCCUCCCAAUAGCAAAAGUUCGGUUACGGAUCAUUCAUCCUUGAGGGCGCGUGAAGAGGCACAAAAUCCAACAAUGCACCUUCUCCCUGAAAUACAUCGCGAGCCUUCAAUAUCCAAUUAUACCAUCGGCAGCGGGGCUUCUUCCUCUCGUGGCGCCCGAGAAAGAGUGGUAUCUACACUUGAAGCUAUGGACCGAUCUACUGCGCAUAGUACAGUAGCUUCGGGGGGCAUCACUGAGGUAGAUACGCUUAUCGAAGAACUAGAUGCUUUUGAGCCGUAUAAGGUUAUUCGAUUGAAAGCCGAACCUCAUAAUAUGCCCCGAUGGAGCCCGCGGAAUACUGUUGGAGCAAACACACCUGCGUUGAGAGAAGCAUUACUUUCCGCGGUAGAUUCGGGAAAUCACAAACUGGUUGAACAGCUAUUAGAUCGAGGAGUUUCUCCCGACAGCAGUCCAGAGGCUCAUAUCCUAAAUCAGGCCAUCAUGCGUCACGACGCAGAAACUGUCCGUAUCCUGCUACUCUUUGGGGCCGAUCCAAAUGCUCCCGACAACCGCAAUAUGACACCUUUGCUUUUAGCUAUCGAAGAAUCUUUCAGAGAUGCUGUUAUAAUGCUACUCAAGUACGGAGCAGAUCCUAACCUUGCGGCCGGUCCGGAAUUCGAGACUCCUUUUGCCAUGUCUGUCGUAGAAGACAAAUCCGAUCUCACUCGCAUCCUCCUCACUUAUGGAGGUGAUGUUAAUCAUACUUUGACAAGUGGAGAUACCGCAUUAAUGGCAGCCAUAAUCAAGAAGAGGACGAAGAGGGUUAUUGAUAUGCUUCUUGAUUAUGGCUCUGAUGCCAACGUGAAAAACAGAGAAGGACACUGUCCCCUUUAUGAAGCUAUUCUAUCGAACCGCAUCGAAGUUGUGAUAAGCCUGCUAGACCACGGCGCCAACCCCAACCUCCCCGGACCAAAGCACAUGCUUUGGCCAGCAGCAGGACUGCCUCGAAUCCUCGAGCUGCUCCUAGCUCGUGGGGCUGACCCGAAAAAAGCCCCUGGAGUCAUGGAACUAGCGACAUCUAUCAACAACAUAGAAGCUGUCCGUGUACUGCUGAAGGCUGGAGUAGAUCCAAAUGCCAAGAAAGAUGGUAUUUAUACGCCGCUCUGCUCAUCUAUCCGCGACAACAGAACCGAUAUCUUUGAGCUUCUGCUCGCAAAUGGUGCAGGUCCGAAUGUGCCCAGCGCAGAAUAUCCUACGUUCAAGUGCGUCACGCAUUACCGGACGCAGUAUCUAGCACCUCUCGUAGCUGCCGGUGCCGAUCUCAACUCUCCAAAGGGUAUACUCGAGACCGCCGUCCAAUUUAAAAAUGUUGAAGCAUUAUACUGGUUAUUAGAUACUGGGAAAGUCAACCCUAACGACAAGGCACCCAAGACCGGUGCUACGCCGUUAACUACGGCAAUUCGCGAAAAUCGUGCCGACUUGGUGGACCUUCUACUAUCCCGUGGUGCCGACCCCAACGUCAGAGGAGAAAACUGGCCAGUAUGCAUGGCAGUACACCAGCCCACUAUCUUGAAGCGCCUGUUACCGGCGUUGGCGGAACCACGUGCUUUCAAGGGCGUGAUGGAGAUGGCUGUCGUAGCUAAUCAGCUAGAGAGCAUUAAAUUAUUACUCAAAGCUGGCGUAAGCGUAGAGGACCGAAACGGAGGUGUUUUCUCUCCGUUGACGACGGCCAUCCGCGAAGAUCGUAAGGAAAUAGUACACUACUUGCUGGAGGAAGCUGGCGCCGAUGUCAAUGCACCCGGCGAACAUCUUCCUAUAGUGAAGGCUCUACGACGACUUCACGGAGCUGAUACCGAAGUUAUCGAGUUGCUUCUAAAUCAUGGCGCCGACCCGAAUAAAAUAUAUCGCGGUCACAACGCCUAUAUUCAAGCUAUCGAGAACGGCGACGCAGAUAUACUUAAACUCCUCAUUAACAAAGCCGGCGUUGACCUCAACGCUAGGGAUGACUCCGGAAUGACGAUAACAGAGAUCGCAGAUCACCGAGGUUGGGAGGAAGGCCGUCAGAUACUACUGGGCGGAAGGGCACCUUGA